ACAUGAUUCAAGAGGUCACUGGAAACAGGAAUAUUUCCUUCCUGUCUGCUGGAUUCUCUGGUAACACAACAUUCCAGACAACAGGCGACUUGAGCUCCACGCAGUCAAACUCCUCUGCAAAUGUGACCUUUGUUCGUCCUGCAACAUUUUUCGUCAACGGCUUUUCUAAUAUGCCACAUGCAAAAUACUACUAUGUGUUCUUGUGUUUGGUGUAUGUUGUGACUGUUUUAGGGAAUUCAUUUAUCAUGUGUACCAUUUAUUUGGCCCGCAGACUUCACACAGCCAAAUACAUUGCUGUUUUCCAUCUGGCCAUUUCUGAUCUGUGUGGAAGCUCGGCUUUGAUCCCAAAAACCAUAGACAUGUUUUUAUUUGACCACCAGGAGAUUUCAUAUGAAGCAUGUUUGAUGAAUAUGUUUUUUGUUUUUCAUUUCAUGAACGUGCAGUCUUUGACACUAGUUGCCUUGGCUUAUGACAGACUGGUUGCUAUUUGUUUUCCUCUAAAGUACCAUGCAGUUAUUACCAAAACAUCCAUGUCACUCAUCAUAGGCAGUAUGUGGAUUUUUUCUAUGACUUUUUUUGCUGUACUUGUGGGUUUAGUCAACAGACUCUCUUUUUGUAGAUCUACUGUGGUCAGUAGUUAUUUCUGUGACCAUGGCCCUGUCAUCAGCCUUUCCUGUAAUAAUAAUUUCAUAAAUUAUCUCUUGGCAUAUAUUGGCUUUGGUCUCCUGAUUUGCAUGCCGGUGAUGUUGAUAACCAUCUCAUAUUGUUGCAUUGCUGCAGCAUUGCUUAAGAUCGCCCAUGGUGCUGAUCGCAUAAAAGCCAUGAAAACCUGCACCUCACAUCUCAUGUUAGUAGCAAUUUUUUAUCUCCCAAUUUUAAGUGUAAAUGUUAAAUCCAUCUCAACAUCUAUUGAUCCAAACUCCCGGAUAUUUAACAAUUCCCUGACACAAAUAAUACCACCUAUGUUGAAUCCCAUCAUAUACACUCUAAAGACAGAGGAGGUCAUGCAAUCCAUAAAAGAAAUGUACAACCGACGCAAGGUGAACACUAUUUUGGAAAGAAAUGUGAAACAGAGAAAAUAA
Molecule: messenger RNA, 1082 nt
Organism: Ctenopharyngodon idella (grass carp)
Lineage: Eukaryota; Metazoa; Chordata; Actinopteri; Cypriniformes; Xenocyprididae
Gene: or42a9
Product: odorant receptor, family 42, subfamily A, member 9
Exons: 2
Coding region: 3-1082 (359 amino acids)
Biological process (GO): G protein-coupled receptor signaling pathway
Cellular component (GO): membrane
Molecular function (GO): G protein-coupled receptor activity; olfactory receptor activity
Source: RefSeq, a predicted model, not a curated record